ACUGUCAUCACCUACCCUUUGGUCAGAACAUCUAGGCUAUCGAUCAUCUAUCUCUGGGUCAAAUCGUCUUUUUCCGAUCAGUGUGAUAUAACAAGAGGCUACACGCUCUCAGCGGGACAGCAGAUUGGAGCACAAUCAAGGUUUUAAUGCAGUUCAGGGGAAUUAACAGAAAGGUAUUCAAACUUCAAAAUGUCUAACUAAGUACAAUCUAACACUGACGGAGAGGAGGACUGCACCAUGGAGAGGGGAGGGGUGAGAGAGAGUCGUGAAGAUUUGAGGAUUGUGCUGGUGGGGAAGACUGGAGUGGGAAAGAGCACUUCAGGAAACACCAUCCUGGGGAGAGAAGCGUUUAUAUCAGAGACCUCCCCCUCCUCAGUGACAAGAGAGUGUAAGAAGGAAAAAGCAGAAGUGGGUGGGAGAGAUGUGUAUGUUGUUGAUACUCCAGGCCUGUUUGACACAAAUUACAGUGCAGAAGAGAUCAGAAAGAAGAUUGCAGAGUGUAUCUGUCUGUCCUCUCCGGGUCCCCAUGCGUUCCUGGUUGUGAUCCAGCUGGGGAGAUUCACACAAGAGGAGCAGAAUACAGUGAAGAUGAUUAAGGAAAUCUUUGGUAGUGAAUCAGACAAGUACACAAUGGUGCUGUUCACUCAUGGGGAGAAACUGAAGGGAACAACCAUUGAAGAGUAUCUGAGUAAGAGUUCCCAGCUAAAAGAGUUCACGGCUCAGUGCCGUGGGGGAUAUCAUGUGUUUAACAACUUAGACUCAGAGAAUCGGUCUCAGGUCACAGAGCUGCUGCAGAAGAUUGAUAAGAUGGUGAAGGUGAAUGGAGGAGGCUACUACACCACUGAGAUGUACCAGCAGGCUGAAGCAAAGAUUGAGAAAAGGAAGGCACAGAUUCUGAAAGAAACUGAAAAGAAGAGAAAGAGAGCAGAGGAGGAGCUGGAGAAACAGAUUAAGGAUGCAGCAGAGAGAGCUAGAGAAGAGCUUAGAAAAGAGAAACAGAGAGAAUGGGAGGAGAGGGGGAAACAGGUUAAGGAAAUGGCAGAGAGGGAGAAACAGGUUAAGGAAAUGGCAGAGAGGGAGAAACAGCUUAAGGAAAAUGCAGAGAAGGAGUUGAAGAAAGCUAAAGAAAUGCUUAGGGAAAAGAAUGAGGAGAACGCUAGACUUCAAGCUGAGUUAGAUAAUGCAUUUAUUAAUGAGUGGGCAAAAGGAGGUUUUUUAGCAGGUGCUUUAGCAGGUACUUUUGCAGGUGCUUUAGCAGCUGCAGAAGGGGCUGCAGAAGGUUUUCUUUUGGGAGGGCCAGCAGGUGCAGUAGUGGGAGCAGUUGGAGGUGCAGUAGUGGGAGUAGCAGGAGGAGCAGCAGUGGGAGCAGGAGUGGGAGCAGGAAUGGGAGCAGUAGUGAACACAUUAGGCAGAUGCUCCAUACAGUAGAUCAGUGAUUCCCAAACUUUUCUGGCUCAAGGCACCCAUAAACAUAUUUCUCUCCGUCCACGGCACCCCAAUUUUUUUGUGCAGUAUUUGUACUUCAUGCCAUUUUAUUGAACCCAUGAUAGGCCAUAACUGGUUUCAUUAUCGUAGCAUUAGGCUACUAUGAGAAGGUGAGGUUUAUCUAUUUUUGUUUUAUUCACAUGUACCACUCUCUUUUAUUCAACUUUUGAAAAUAUGUAAUACAGAUAUAUCAUGUGCAUAAUGUGCAUAAAUUUUUUUUAUUCAAUUCUGUACAAAUGAUUAAGGGUGUCACGAUCUUGAUUUUAAAUCGAAAUCGAUCGAAAUUACAUCUCAGUCUCGAACUUCGAACUGAAAAGUAGAAUCGACGAUGCAGCCACACCCCCAACGUGACAUCCAGCAUGUAUGCCCAAAACGCAAAACCACACACGUGCAGCAUCAACACUCCUCUAAUUUUAGGCUGCAGCCAGUUAAAAAAUGCACAUCAACCUCUUGUUACUCUGAAAUCACGGGUGUGGAAGCAUUUUUACGUUCAUUCACGUCAGUUAUUAUUAUUAUUAUUAUUAAGGUUUAUUUAGAUAGGGACAGAUACAAAAACAUAGACAAACUUAAAAAGUCAUCUGAUGCAUGCAUCAUAGCAUUUUUAACUGACGCUAAUUUACAACACUUGUCCCUAGACAGUUAGCCUAACACCAAUUUAGCCUUCUCAACUUAGCAAGUAAAAAAACGAUUUAGUUAGCCUACAGUUCAAAAUGACUUUAAGGCUUAAAAUGCACAUUGAUAAGUACUUAUUCCAUUAACACUAACCUUGGGUCUCUUCAGAGUGUCUUCAGAGUGUGCACAAACAUUCAAAGUAUCAUUCUGUGUUGCUUCAUUUCACUAUGUUCACAUGUCUAUGUUUGACGUUUUUUGUUUGUUCCCAACCUCACGGAUGGAACGUUUUCAAAAUAAAAAUUGCUUUCAAAAUAAAAGCCCCCUGAAACAGAAUAGGAAGAGGGCAAAAAAUAAAAAAUGAAUAUAAUAAUAAUAAUAAUAAUAAUAAUGACACAAGGAAUGCAUUAAUAAAAAAAGAUCGAAAUUCGAAUCGAAUCGUGGCUUUAAAAUCGAAAAUUAAAUUGAAUCGAGGAUUUGGAGAAUCGUGACACCCCUACAAAUGAUCCUCUCCAUAGAUAUAGUUCAUCACCAUUUUAAUUUUGACCAAAUUUUACAUUCAUAAAUCUAAAUUCCAAAAUAAAACACCAAACUUUAUAGAACUGUCAAUUCACAUCAAACAAUAUAUUUCCACUAUAUCCUGUUGUAGUAACAAGAAGGCUGUUAGAACACACACAUUAUUUGUAUUUUUCAAAUGCUUUAUGUAGAUUGAGUUGUUUUCUUCAUUGUUUAUUAUUUUCUUUACUGUUAUUUAUUUUUACAUCCCCUGGCGUUUUUGAUCUGUUUGUGUCGUAUACAAAUGACUGUAUACUUGUUGUUUUGUGAUCAAUUAAAAAAAAAAAAAAAAAAAAAAAAAUUACAAUCUAGGAAGAAAAAAAAAAAAAGAAAAAAAUAUAUAGUUCAUCACCAGAUUGUAAUGCAAAGCAACAGCUUUUAUCUUCACAGCAUUUAUUGACAACACAUGUAUCAUCAGCACAUACUGGACUAAUGACUCUUAUACAACAUGUUUCGUCUUUAGCUUGUGUCACUGUCACGUUUUUGCCCAUGGUGUGUAUUUGAGCUUCUCUCUGUUAUGCUAGCAGUUUAUGCUAAAAGACAGCGUGAUAUGUGCUAAAUAAAGGGAUGAUUAUGUAACCCAUUAAUGACUGACUGCAGUGGAUUAUUUCUGUAGCAGAGAUUGAAUGAGAGAAGAGGAGGAGCUAAAGAGAUGAAGAGAAUAGUAAGAAAGGAGGAGGAGCUAAAAAAGAAGACUACAGGAAAAGAUGGAGGGAGAUAUAAAUGCUGCAAGUUGACGGUACAUUUCUCACCUCACAUUGAUAUGAGUGUGGGCUACA
Molecule: messenger RNA, 3428 nt
Organism: Sardina pilchardus (European sardine)
Lineage: Eukaryota; Metazoa; Chordata; Actinopteri; Clupeiformes; Clupeidae
Product: GTPase IMAP family member 7-like
Exons: 4
Coding region: 238-1428 (396 amino acids)
Molecular function (GO): GTP binding
Source: RefSeq, a predicted model, not a curated record